AAAAUUUUAACAGAUUCCGCAACAGGGCACAAGGAACUUUGUAGCAGGGGCAGCUGCCACGCGAAGUAUCUUCCAGCGUCAACUUUUUUGUGUGAGGUCUUCGACAUGCCUGACGACGACAUUUUGUGUAACAAAACUGCGGUAAAAGAGCACGGCGGAGCCAAAAUCGCUGCAGGCGACGCGCUGCCAGGAGGCCGAGUGAGCGGAACGCGUGUCGCAACGAGUUGUUAUAGAGGUGUUUGCUGGCAUAGAAAAUCAAAAAGGUGGCAAAGCGCUAUCAACAGUUCUGGGCGACAUGUGUAUCUUGGAUCGUUCGAUACGGAGGAAGAAGCGGCCCGAAUGUUUGACAAGGUGGCCAUCCGAAUUCGAGGCGCGAAAGCAAAGCUUAACUUCCCAUACAAGGAUUACGUCGGACCUGACGGAGAAUUUCUCACAGAUCCGAAACUGGAGCAGCUGGUGCACGCGGCAUAUAAGGCCCUUUUAGAGAAGCAGCAGCGCCACAGGGCGAUUGAAGAUGGCCACGCCGCUGGCUCCGGCGGCGGCGGCGGCAGCGGCGCCGGCGCCAAACGCCGGCGAUUGGGAUCCGCCGCUGCGGGCCUGGCAUCCGACGAUUCAGAGCCCGGCGACCUGAACUGCUCAGUCGGUCUGCCGCUCUCAGCUGUUCCUUGGAACGCUGGCCGCCUGGGCUGGGGUCCAGGUCCAGAACGGUGUGCUGGAGCCAACGUCGGCUACGACUUCGGCUGCAGUCCAGGAGGGGGAGGAGGUGACGGCUCUGACGCCGUCAUGCAUCCCAUGCAUGGCGCGAUGGGUCGUACGGGUCUCUGGGGCCCUGUUGCUGGCGUCGUCGCCCCAAGCGGCGGCCAUGGUCCAGCGGAGCCUCUGUCGCCGCCGUCGCCCACAGCACCGCCGGCGGCUGGGCAGUGUGACGCUGGGAUGGCGCCGCUGACGGCACAGCAGCCCGGCGAUCAGCGUGUUCCGUACCAUCAUCAUCAUCAGCUCCAGCAGCAGUUUCAGGAUCAACAUUUCGUGCCCAAGGAUGCGAUUGGCCUUACGCCUGGUCACUUCGGUGACCAUGGCUGCGGUGGGGGGUUGACGGCAACGGCGACGGCCGUGGCAGGGGCGUCGACAGGGCUGCCGUCGGCGGCAGUCCACAACCCCCCUACCCCCUAUGGUGGUACCCCGCGGCAUCGCGCUUACGCGGGCUUAUGCCUUGAUCUUGGGAGGCCGGAGAGUGGUCGUAUUGUCGUACUUCCCCGCGAAGCAGACUUUCCGGAGGCAGUAUCGGCGGCAGCGGGGAUCAGAACACACAGCGGGAGCUUUAUAUCCGUUGCCGAUGAUGUGUACGACAGCUUGUACGACGCCGAUAACACACUGUCACAUCCAAAGCGCACGUGCAUCAGCCGGCAAGCUGACGGCAGCGACAGCGGCGGCUUCUUGCGGUCGUACCCGCGACAGGUUGUUAACGAUACCGAAAUUGUAUUGUUUGGUGGUGGUGGUAGUGGUGGUGGUGGUGGUGGUGGUGCUACCGCGGUUUCUGCGGCGGGCGGAUCGCCGACGUCGGCGCUAGUGCGCGGGGGAAAAAGAAACGGAGUCGCGGCAGACGAUGGUGACGGCAGUGGGUACGGCAGAAACACCAGCGGCAGCUGCGACAGUACGGAUGACACUUUCCUGCCGCCGCCGGGGCUCCAACGGCGGCUCCCGCCGCCGUCGCUGCAUGCCGUACUACCUGGCGGCGGUGGCGGCAGCGGCGGCGGAGGUCAUAAUCGUGACGGUGGCGUUUGUUGCCCGGCGGGACCUAGGUACCCGUUGCACUACCCCGGCAGACCAGUUGUCGUCGUACAACGCGCCAACGACCCGCUGGCAUCAGGGGAAAUACGGCUCGGCGGCGGUGGCGGCGACGAUGAUGCCGGCGGCAGGGUCGACCGCAACGGCAACCACCACCCUGCACAGCGGCACUGGGAUAUGGGGGCGGCGGCAAUUUGGCGGCGUCACGGGGAGGCCGCCGCGUUGGCGUCUUCAUCCGCUGCCGCCGCCGCCGCCGGCGCCGCUGACGGAACCGCGGCAGCUGUCACGGCAUCGGCACCGACAGUCCUUUACGAAGUUGCGGAUGGAAUGGCUCUAACGCAGACGACGACGACACUGUACGGCAAAAGGUCACCAAUGCACGACCAGCGCCGUGCGACAAGUGUAUCCUGGUGGCAGUAUCAGCAGCAGUCGCAGCAGUAGCAGCACGCUUACCAUCGUUUCGCCUGGCUUAUCAAUGACAAAUGUAUAAUCACUGGUACGGCUGUUAGUACGGCAGUCGUUGCAUGCUGGAUUCAGCGGCAUGGCCAAAAAAAGGUAUUCCAGGAGCUCUGGUAUAAUGAAGAAUGUUGAGGCUUGGAUACGUCUCUUAUUCGGUUGGCCGUCCGGAGGUGGAUGGCGUGGCCUUUCUUGCGUUAUGGUGCGUUAUGACG
Volvox carteri f. nagariensis is the source of this 2456-nucleotide messenger RNA. Its product is annotated as AP2 family transcription factor. Gene Ontology annotation, molecular function: DNA-binding transcription factor activity; DNA binding. Lineage: Eukaryota; Viridiplantae; Chlorophyta; Chlorophyceae; Chlamydomonadales; Volvocaceae. Gene Ontology annotation, biological process: regulation of DNA-templated transcription. The transcript has 6 exons. The record is from RefSeq and is a predicted model, not a curated record. Bases 106 to 2226 code for a protein of 706 amino acids.